GCCGGGGCUCUAUAUAUGUGUUCCGGCUCUGUGUGCCGGCCAGGACUGCUCUGUGUCUGCUCUGUGUGCCGGCCGGGGCUGCUCUCUCUCUGUGUGUGUUAUAAUAUACUGUGGGGCUGCUUGCUGCGGCUGCCUGUUUAGAUGCGGCUGAGAUCUCCUGGAAUUUCCUGCUCUCAUGUUACUGCCACAAUUCUCCAUACUUCUCCCCGGCAGCCAGGCUUUGUGCAGCAUUGUUAUAGGAGGAUCCAGCAGUGGUUCUCCUGCACACAGUGGGGUUUAUGUAAACUCUUUCUGGGAGAUGUUUUAUGAGUGAGGAAACCUUAACCAAAGUCUAGAGCCUUGAGAGCGGUUAAUCAUGAGCAUCCUUCCCCCAGUGCGACGAGACCGGAUUGUGGCAGAACUGCCCAAGUGUUUCAAAAAAGAAGUGUGUCUUCAAACCAGAGAUUCCUUUAAUCCCAAAGUCAUCAGUGCAUGCAAGCAGCAGAGAACAGGGACUGUGGGCAGAUUUAAGAUCUCCAAGGUUAUUGUGGUCGGUGACCUGUCAGUGGGAAAGACAUGCUUAAUAAAUAGGUUUUGUAAAGACGUCUUUGACAAAAACUACAAAGCAACAAUUGGGGUGGACUUUGAGAUGGAGAGGUUUGAGAUCCUGGGAGUUCCUUUCAGUUUACAGCUAUGGGACACAGCUGGACAAGAGAGGUUCAAAUGCAUCGCUUCCACGUACUACAGAGGUGCUCAAGCAAUAGUUAUUGCCUUUGAUCUGACAGAUAUCUCAUCUUUAGAACACACAAAGCAGUGGCUUCAGGAUGCACUAAAGGAAAAUGACCCCUCAUCUGUGCUGCUUUUUCUGGUUGGAUUAAAGAAAGAUCUCACUUCACCUUCUCAGUAUGCACUAAUGGAACAGGAUGCAAUUAAGGUGGCUAAGGAGAUGCAGGCAGAAUACUGGUCUGUGUCCUCAUUAGCAGGUGAAAAUGUAAAAGAAUUCUUUUUCCGAGUGGCAUCCUUGACAUUUGAAGCCAGCGUGCUAGCUGAGCUGGAGAAAACGAAUGCCAGAAAAAUCGGUGAUGUAGUGAGGAUAAACAGCAAUGACAGCAACUUGUAUCAAAACACAAAGAAGAACAAAUCGAAGUGUUGCCAGUGAAUCGGGAUGGACACAGCUAACAUUUGCACUGAAUAGCGAGACACCAAAACAUUGCACAGACUUAGUAGAAGGAGAGGGCUAUAAAUUCAUAUGCCCCUAUUGCCCUGCUCUGUUCUAGGAGGUUUUCCAGGGCUCCUAUUAUUACAUUGUCAGUUUUCACAGGCACAUUGUAGUCCACGCUGCCAGUGGCCUGUAGUACAUUGCAGAGCAAAGUGCUGCAAUCCAUUUUCUUAGACUGUUUACGUAGAAGAUAAAUUAAUAAUACGUUGAUAUUUUUAAUAUAUCUUAGUUCUUUGUUUAUUAUUGAGAGCUAAGGGUGUGUUAGGGGACAAUUCCCUUUCAGUAAAAUAAUUACUCACACCCCCUUCCUCUAAUAGUCUUUUCACCUCUGCGCCCAAGAGAUCUCUGGUAAAACUGGGCAGUGGAGAGAGGGACAUGCUGCCCAUUCAUCUAUACAUUUAAAAUUGCCAGUGUGGAAACGAAUAACUUUGGAAAAUAAGAUUUUACUCACCGGUAAAUCUAUUUCUCGUAGUCCGUAGUGGAUGCUGGGGACUCCGUAAGGACCA
This is a messenger RNA of Pseudophryne corroboree (corroboree frog), 1704 nucleotides long. RefSeq names its product RAB34, member RAS oncogene family (gene RAB34). Gene Ontology annotation, biological process: Golgi to plasma membrane protein transport; phagosome-lysosome fusion. NCBI's taxonomy places the organism in Eukaryota, Metazoa, Chordata, Amphibia, Anura, Myobatrachidae. The transcript is spliced from 11 exons. Gene Ontology annotation, molecular function: GTP binding; GTPase activity. The record is from RefSeq and is a predicted model, not a curated record. The coding region runs from base 356 to 1138 and encodes 260 amino acids. Gene Ontology annotation, cellular component: Golgi cisterna; phagocytic vesicle.